AUGGCGCCACGUUUCGGUGCAAAACCGCGGCCCGGCGCCAACGGACACGCCAAUUGCCGAUUGCAAAAGCGGGCUAGGGCGUCACUGAGCUUGCGGCUGCCGCGCAGUCGGCCGUCCGCCGUCGGCGUGGACAGUCGCCUGUUCGGCACGCCGCCCAGCGUGGAGGACAGCACGCCCGAGAAGGAGGCCGCGAAGACCGUUCUCGAUGAGAGUGUGGCGGGUUCCGUGCUAAUAGAGGCCCCCAGCCCGGCCGGCGGGACCCCUAAAGGCCCCCAGACGCCGGAGGACAGAUUCGUGCUCGCCGAGCAUCCAGACAUUAACCCAAACCCCCACUCUUUGUGCGAAAUUGAACUCUAUCCCCAUACACUCGCGGGCCACUAUCGCUCGCAGGCCACCACACCACACGGCUCAAAAUACCCAACACUGCCCGAUUGUGAUAGUUACGCCAGCAACGCCGGAGCCAGAAUAGCGCUUAGGGUCCAGAACACCACGUGCGGCGGACGCAUUCGCCGACUGACCCAGUUCACCCGCAGCCCCAGCUGGGUGCUAAUGCAGCUGAUGGGCAACGUGGCGGCGUCUCAAGUGUUCCUGGUGCAGUUAUCUUUGCACGGAACAAACACCUCGUUCGCCUUCGUUCAGUUCAUGAUCGGCUACACAGCAAAG
Iphiclides podalirius (scarce swallowtail) is the source of this 663-nucleotide messenger RNA. The record is from the annotation of a GenBank genome assembly. Lineage: Eukaryota; Metazoa; Arthropoda; Insecta; Lepidoptera; Papilionidae.